AUGAUAACGAGGGAUAAGGAUGAAAGGGAACUGGAAGAUGAGGGGGGUGAUAGUUCGUUUGGCCGGGAUAGAGAAGCUCAGGUAAAUGACCUGAGCGACGAUAGCGGUAGCUCCGGGGUGGAAGUUCAGAUGGUACUACCUGGAGGGGAUAUGGCUUACGGGAAAAUCAGAGAGGAGGAUAAGGUUGAAGCAAUUCGGAAAGGGAAUGAAUCAUCCCUGAUAAUGAACGUUGAAAAUUACACAGAAAAAGAUGAGCAUCAUGGACAAGGAGUAUUCACUGAGAACCCAUUCGAAGAAAUCACUCCUGUUCAGGGUGUGAAUAAGGCUCAUGUGAAGAACGAACAAAUGGACAACAUCAAUUUUAAGGCUAGAAAGGUGGUAGAGGGUGGGCAAGAGAAAGAACUAGCGGAGGGGGCGUACAGGUAUGUAAGUGAUGAGAGUGGCACCAGAGGAAGGGGAAAAAAUGGGGGUCUCAAUGGUGGUGGAGUAAUUAAUCGAAGCAGCGACCCCCAUGAUGGAGUACCUGAAGACAUAAUCAUACUACGAGAUGACGAAGUUGCGUACAGCCAAGGGAGGAGAACAAAUUUCUCAGGUGAAGGAUUAUACACAUACGAAGAUAAAGAACGGAAGAAUAACCACAUGAUGGAAAAGGGUUACAACAGAAUGAUUAAGAACAACCCUAUAGACAACAUGAUACAGAAAAAUUUUAAUAAUACAAAGUACGACUCAUCCAAUGAUUGCACUGUUAUCGCAGCUCCAGACUUUACAGGGUUGGACAGUGGUGCGCAGCAUAGCUAUAGCCAUAAGAGAAGUACGCCUCUGUUUGACGACGUGAGUGUGAAGAAGGAAAAAAAAAAAAAAAUAAUAAAUUCAGGUAAAGGAACAAUUACGAAUGAACUGGAAGAUGCUCAGUGUGAAGUGUUCAGAGGUAAGGGGGGUGACGAAGCGAAAGUGGUAAUGAAGAAUGAGCCUAGAGGACGGGACGAGCCGAAUAGGAAGGAUGAAAAAGUGGAAACCACAACUACUUCCGAACUGACGAGGGGAUUUUCCAGGAAAGAUAACUUUCACUUGUACUGCAAAAAUCACAAUAAAAUUUUCGGAAAUGCAGAAGAUGGGGAUUUGUCUAAAUGUGAAAAUGGAGGAAUGAUGAGCUCCAUACGGGAGGCUCCUUCGGGCAACAUAGGCAAUAGCGACAUGCACAGGGAUCGCAUCGAACCGCUUAACAGUAGUACCCUGGUGAAGCAAGAAAAUGAAAAAAAGAAUUGGAAGAACCAAUUGAAUGAAAUAUCAAACAUAAUUUAUGACAAAGCAGGGGAGGAUAAUCACAUGGAUGAAAAAAAAAAGGAAGUAAGAAUCAACAAUGGAAAAAGAAAAAUAAUAUACCCUUCAAUUUAUGAGGAUGACAAGGAAGAAUGGUUUCUAGCGAACGACCAUGAUGAGUGGCUCGUGCACAAAUUGUGUGACUGGCUUUACAACGUUAAGGACAAGCUGUACUUUAACAUAAAAACGCAAGAGAUUUACUAUGUGAAGGAUAGAUCUUUUCUAAAGUUUGAGAAUUCCUUCGACGAAAGUAGAGAGGCCAGUUUGAGUCGAAUGGACAGUCAAAAGAAAAAUGGAGACGAAAAUCGACGUGAGAGUUUGAGUCAAAAAGUGCACGAGAACAGAUUCUCCUACGAAUUGGAUUCUGAUGAUCCAUUGAUGAAUAAAACAGGGGAAAGGACCAACGCAGAUGGAAGAAAUAUGUUUGAAAAUAUGGGUGACAUGGUCAGUGAUCACAGAGUUCGCGCAAAACCCUGUGUACAUAUUGAAUACAGCGGGAGUAGGGGAAGCAACUCCAGUAGGGUGAUUAGUCGAAGUAGUAGCGGGGAUGGAGGUAUGGAGGGAGAUUCAGUUAGCUACAUUUUGAGGAGUGACAGAACGGAAAAGAGAAAUGGUGUCAUCGCAAGCGACAGUCCAUUCAGUGACAAGAUGGAACUGGAUAAUCAUUCACCGGAUAGUCGCUCUCCGGAUAAUCGAUCAUCGUACAGUUGCUCACCGGAUAGUCGCUCACCGGAUAGUCGCUCACCGGAUAAUCGCUCACCGGAUAAUCAUUCAUCUGAUAAUCAUUCAUCUGAUAAUCGCUCCCCGGAUAAUCGAUCACCCGACAAUCAGUCGGUUGGAAGGCGUCGGUCCGGUCGGGAGAACGCCGACGUGAACGACGAAACGGUAGAAGAAUUCAGCAUGGUGUUGGAGGACGACUUGGUGUGCGGAACAUACAGCAGAAUGGGAGAUCAUAACAGAUGCGAGAAUGAAGAUUUCUACGUGACAAAGGAAAUUCUGGAUCUGAAUAAUGUAUCUGAAAGUGAAGGGUUAUGUUUUUUUAGUGGGGUAUUUGAUGGGCACGGAGGAUCGAACUGUGCAAGGUAUGUAAUGAACCAUUUGAAGACGAACUUGAUAGCAAAGUUCAGACAAUCGUUUUUAAUAACGUGUAAGAAGCAGUGCAAAGAUAAAGAAUCUAAACUUAAUGACCUCAGCGUUGAGAUAAGGGCAUUGUAUGAUAGCUGCAUUAAGGGGUUCGACAUGACGGAUAAGAAUUACAUAGAGUUGUCAAAGAAGUAUGAUUAUAAGGAUGGUUCUACAGCGUGUGUGGUUUUAAUUUACGGACCAGAUGAUGAUGGAUCACUAAAAGUGUUGUGUGCAAACUGUGGAGAUUCAGGUGCACUCAUAUGUCAUGAUAGAAAACCAGUAAAACUCUCACUAAGGCAUAAACCCGACUUGCAAGAAGAACGGGUGAGGAUACUGAAAUGUGGAGGCAUCAUAGCCAACAUUAAUGGGAUCAAUAGAAUCAUUACUAAACAUAAGGUGAAAGGGCAGACUGGUCGAGAGAAAACCUUUUUGGCCUUGUCCACCUCUAGAUCUUUUGGAGACAUUUCAUACAAAGUGCCUAGAAAAAUUGUUUUGUGCAAACCUUUUAUCAGUGUUUACACCAUCGACUUUGACAUGGAUUCAUUUUUGGUUCUGGCCACUGAUGGAAUAUUAAAUGUCCUGACGGACAAGGAAAUCAUUGAUAUCGUUUGGAGGAAUAUCCACAGGAAACCGGAAGAAGCUGCGGAAGAGGUGGUCCACGAGGCCUCCAGACGUGACUCCACGGACGACAAGACUUGCACCGUCAUUUUCUUUUACUGGAGGAAGGACAUCUUUCGCGGCGAGUCGGAGGAGGCUUCUUUGGAAGCACCUCCACGUGAGGAGCCCCCCGGCGAGGACAUCAACAUGUUUUCCGAAGUUUUCUAA
Molecule: messenger RNA, 3270 nt
Organism: Plasmodium knowlesi strain H
Lineage: Eukaryota; Apicomplexa; Aconoidasida; Haemosporida; Plasmodiidae
Product: protein phosphatase PPM4, putative
Exons: 2
Coding region: 1-3270 (1089 amino acids)
Biological process (GO): protein dephosphorylation
Molecular function (GO): protein serine/threonine phosphatase activity
Source: RefSeq, a predicted model, not a curated record